AUGGAGCGCCUCGCCACCCUACUGAGCGACGCGCCACUCGACCAAAUACGGACGAAGUGGUCCGAGCUCUCGUCCAAGUCCCUCCUACGCUUGGCACCACCCUCCAGCAAACUGCGAACGACACCCUGCGCCGCCGACCACCUCCCGGAAGGAGGCCCGUUGCGAUGCGAAGAUUUCCUGAUAUUGCUGCACCACUUCCGGCCCGGUGAAAAUGAAGAAAAAUGGUCGCAGGACGCCCUCGACUUAUUUAAACAACUAGACGUCACGGGCGAUGGCUUGGUGGAGUGGUCCGAGUUUGCCGAUUUCAUAUUAGCGCAGGACAUGUCGAGACCUCCCGGCGGCAUGUACGAAUUGGCUGUGGAUGAGAACAAAGCGGCGGAACUAGUAGGUUGUUAUUUUCCCAGAACAUAUGAAGUGAUUGACGGUGGGGAGUGUAGUUGGGACGUUCAGAUCAGAAAAUUAGUCUACCUCCCACCACCGAUCCACCGAGUGGCGGCCUUCCCGACGAAGCAGCGAGACAACGUCAUGAUCGUCAGCGCGAACCAUCCACCAAGGAAGCAGAGCGGCAUGCUCAAGCACCACACCUCGUACCGCGAACACGAGGUCUGGGACUGCGUUGGUGUGGAUGGGACGGAGAUUUGUGUGACAUCCUCAUCACUAGAAGCGCCUGUGCGCACGCGACGGGACCAGGACGAUCCAGGGGAUAAACACUACCUGACGAUGUGGCGAAUAACAAAGGGCAUGCCCGAUGUGGUCCAUCGUAGGGAGACUCCUACAUCACAAUCAGCGCUGUGUUAUGCGCAGCGGUUAGAUCGACUCUUUACGGGCGGUAUCGAGGAAGGAUUCGUGUAUGAGUACGCCUUCGACGACCCCCCCAGGAUAGAUCAUAACGUGCCGGAGUGGAAGAAGCCCCCGCCCGGACCGGUGGCGUUGGUGAAAUGUCGCUGUUUGCGGUGCCACGUCUUUGGGAUUAGCGUGAUCCAAGACUUACACCGACGGCUGGAGGACACAAAUCUCAUCGCGACGGGCAGUACGGACGGCACUUUGCAUGUCUGGUUGCAGGGCGACUGGCACGCCAAUCAAGCAACAGAUUACGACACGGUCACGUCCCAGGACUCGGCGAUGACUGAUAUAUCCCAUUCUCAUGCGAGUUCUGUUAUCCCAAAACCUCAAGAUAGAACUGAAUUAGAACCAUUAGCACGGUUAUCGGCGCAGACGGCUGGUUCGGCCGUACUGGCCCAUUCCGACAGGCAUGAACUGCUGUUUUCCUGUGGGCGCAAGCCCGUGCAUGGAGACUAUAGCUCAGGUGACAUCCUGGUCUGGGACGUGUCGAACGUCGAAAUAGGCAUGAGGCUCCAGGCCCUGACGCCCAUGACGUCCCAUGAGAACCGUGUUACUGAUCUACUCGAGUUGCCGGACGAGGAUCGACUUUUAUCAGCGGAUAUUGAUUGUAAAGUUAUAGCGUGGUCCUUACCUGGUUUGGUGCCUCUCCAGACCUUCCAGGGAGGGAACUGCGUCGAACGAGUACCCUUAUAUAGAGAUGCCCCGCCUCUGGAAGCUGGUAAAGAAGACGGCUGCGUGAUCUACGGCGCGGGACCACUGAAAGCCUUCCGCCGAACCCAACCGGCAGUCAAGGAACCCCUCGUAAAGGCCCACUACGAUUGUAAUAUGGGGACCUUCCUCUGUGGGUCAGCCCAUAGGAUAUGUGUCUGGGAUGGUUCGACAGGUAAAAUGAGGAGCCAGGUCGGCAUCCCUCAUCUAUUAGCUCAGGACACGGCUCCCCAGUCGCCCACCAAACUCAGAAGCAGACGACCGGUCAUAAAAGGCAGAGGCAAGAAGUUCGAGGUCGACCUCUACAAAGAAGUCGCAGAGAUUAGUGGACCGGAGCCGACGGGCGAGGCCGUCGCUUAUAGCGUAGCGCAAGAUGGGCGGAAACUCGCUGUGUGUACGGCCAAAGGUGGGGUCCAUGUUUGUGUGGUCCCUUCUGGAGGUCAUGCCCCGAGGUUGUCGAAGAACUUGGAUCCCCACGGCUCAUCUUGUUCAGAUGUAUGUCUCGUCGAUGAAGAUAAAUUAGUAUUAUCAGGUGGCUUGGACGGGAAGGUGGCCGUGGCGGACGACGCGUUGGCUACGGGCUAUGAGGAGCCUACUGAGGGCGUACAGGGCAAGUUCGUGCGGCUGCGGGACGUCAACGUCGUGCGCGCGCGGAAGAAGAAGCGAAAGCAGCGCAUCAAGACGAAGCUGAAGGCCGUUCAUGCCCUUAGUUCACCUACACAAUCAGUGGCCUCCGACGACCUCUCGGCCACGUCCCCCCAGUCCCAAUCUUCAGAAAUGUCGUCAAUAGGCUCGCCGACGAACGCUCGAAGUUCCUUCGAGUCCAUGUCCGCGUGCUCGUUCUCCUUCGCUUCUUCACCAGCAUCCCCAACGGGGACCGAAAGCAAAGCAUUUGCGUCGAAGGAUGUGAGACAUGAAGUUUUAUGUUGCGUGGCCGAUGCUGGCUUGUCGUUAGUAGCCUCGGUGUCACGCUCGUCAAAUGACCCGCACGAGCCCUUUAUAUGUGUCUGGGAUUUCGAGCAUUUGGAGUUGCGAGGGACUUGUAGUCCACCUGUGGGGGAUCUACAAAAGGCCGCGCAGCAGGGCACGCCGCCGCCUCGAGUGACGUCUGUCGUGUUCGUGAGACCCUAUCCCGUGUUAUGCGGUUCUACCUCGACCGGUACACUGCAUUUGUGGCGCGUGCCCGAGUGCACCCUUGUAGCAUCACUGACGUUCGUCGAUUCACCAGCAACGAUGCCAUUUCUUCAAAAACCCGAGUAUCCCGCUUUUUUGACCGAUGUUUCGAAGCCGGAGGUCAAGGAAGUGUCGUUCGGGUGCGUCGACGUGUGCGUCCAUGACGCGGGCUGCACGUUGUCAGCGGGUGCGGACGACGGCACGUGCGUCGUCUGGUCCUUAUCAGCUGACUUCUUCACGCAUGCGUCCCUCGUACCAAAUUCAUUAACAAAGCGCGACAACUACAAUCCGCGGCGCCAAGCGCAUCCGGUGGUGGAGUGGGGCGAACUUAGACGUAGUAGGCGUUUAUCGCGUAUCUCGUUUGGAGCGAACCCAUCACCACAAGCUCUUGACGACGCCCAAACGGCAUCCGAUGAAGCCAAAUGCUGGGACGCCCAUGCGGGGGUCGUAUCAUCAGUGCAAGUCGUCGCGAGACCGCAAGCCAUCGUUACGGCCGGCGAGGACGGCAUGGCGCGCGUCUGGACGUUUGACGGUCAACCAAUCGGUUUGCUGGACGUCAACGCCCCGGAGGGUAAUGGUAUCCCGUGGCACUUCCGCACGGCGGCCUUCGAAGAACAUGGUGGUGAUGGGGAAGCGCGCGAGAUGCUCCACGAGGCGAAGGCGGCGGCGGCGUUUUAUGCGGGGAUGAAAUCUCGAGCGACGCGGGACGAGAAAGCGCGAGCACGCGAAAUAGCCCUCACGAAGCUCAAGCAGGGCACGCCCGAAGGUUUGGAAGAUCUCGCGUCCCAUACCAUACGGUCUAGAGCAACGUCGCCUCCUAGAUCACCUAUUACCUCGCAUAGAAAGUCGACGCUGGUCAUCGAGGACGUUUCGCUAGAAGAGGGCUGGGCCCUGGCGAUCAAGAGCCCGACGGCCUUCCAGCUUCGAGAUGAAAAUGCCACAUUGAAUCCGCACGACACGGCGAGCGAGGGCCGCAAGGGCUGGGACGCCGUCUUCAACGGCAUCAACGCCCUCGAGGAGCAGAACCGGGCCAACGAACUUGCCUUGAACUCGCCGUCGAAAUUGAGGCGGCGGCGGUCCAUUAGAGGCGCGAUAAAAACAAGCGGCAAGACGUGGCGCACCUUACCUUCGUUGAUCGACCUGUCUCAUUUAGCUUCGGAGUUGCCCGGGCCUCCUGGAAGGUGCGAUCCUCCCGUUGUCAGGAAGCCGAGGCCCCACGGCCGCGUCAAGUCGCUGCGCGAGCGCGUUUUGAGUAGAAGGGACCAGCUCAUUCCCCGAAAACUGGGACCGGACCCGGCCGAGGGCUUCGCGGACAACGGCCAGUCCGUGGCGCGCAUGAUGCGGCUGGCGCACAUGGGGUACUAAUCUACUUGUGUUUCUUAGUUAGUUCGUUGCCUGCCAGAAGGACAGGAUGGUCCACAGGACGCCGUUGUCGGCCCGGCGGAGGAUGAACUUGAUCGCUGGCGUCGCCGCGAGGCGCUCGCGCGCGCGGCCCCGGGUGAUGAGGCUUCGCAGGCGCAAGAUUCUUUUGUGAUCUUGGCGGCAGAACGCCUUCCAGCUUCCCGCGGCGCGGACGCCGUUAAUCAGGGCCUUGACCUGGACGAAGGUGUCGCUGUCGCGCAGAGCAGGAUUCGCCUCCUCAGCUGCCCGAAGUUCCAUCUCAGCCGUCCUUUCGUCGGAGACGGCAUCCAACGAAGCCCCCGCGCGCAGCAACAACGUGGUUAUGCGAUAUAUAAUUGUAAAACGUUCUUCCGAGGACCCUUCGUUCGGAAAGCCCAAAAGUGUCAUGCCGAGUGGAGUAUCGGCCGGGUAUGAGGCAUCCUCGGGGUUCGGUUGUGCUCUGCAGUGCACAUUGGCUUUUGCGUCCAGGAGCAACGCGACCAUGUCCGCGGAAUGAUCAACUAAUCGGUCGCAGGCGUAAUGCAGCGGGGAGAGGCCCAAUGCAGGUGGCUGUUCUUCUGCACAGAUGUUGACGUCCGCCCCGUGCUUUAUCAGCAACCGGGCCAAAUCAACGUGUGACCUGGUACGGGUGUGCGGGGUACCCGCACAAAUGAGGAGCAUGGUAUGUCCCCGUCCACCGCGCUCAUUCACGUCGUUCCCCUCGUUAAGCCACGCCUCGAUCGGAGCGACGUCUCCAUGUCCAGCGGCAUUCGAAAGGUAAUCUGGUAAAACCAUAAGCCAACUCGGAGUCCGGGCGCGACGUAAAAUAAACUUGCCUCUAGGCUCUGGAGUGACAGUGGAGUCUGUGUCUGCUGUAGGGACCUCGCGUACACGGCGUGGCCGCGUUGCCCGGCACUGUGGGGUUCUAAAUUAAGGACUACGUCAGUCACCAAACGACGGGGCGUACGCCGCGCGUACGCCGCAAAUUUGCGGUGAAAAACCCGUUUUUUUUGCUCGGCACGCGCGCGUAGCUCGCAGCCGCGGGCCCACGCGUGGCCACGCUACCGUCAACGAGGCCUUGUCGUGGCGCUGUGUGCCAGUGUGUCAUUCAUUCACCAACUUACACAGAGACGCCUCUCCCGCGGCGGGCCGACUACUUGUCCGCGCGCCAGUACGACAGCACCUUCCAGACGAUCCCGUUGUCGCCCUGUUUGGCGACGAACGCGAUGGCCCGUUCGUACUUGCUCCCGCCGCCGGGGGGCGCGAGGAAGCCCUUCGUCACGAGGCCGCGCACAGCGCAGACGUCCUUGUGCGGCCGGCGAAUGUAGGCCUUCCAGCUGCCCGCGGCGCGCACGCCGGUGAUCAUCUUCUUGCACUCGAUGCACUUUUCUUUCGUCUCGGCGAUGACAGUUGGGUUCGCCCCGGGGAUAGAGUUAAUAAAUUGCCAAAAUUGCCGGAGAAGAUUUUCGGCUGACAUGUAUGAGGCACCAGAUACCGCCCGCACACAAAUGUCGUCCAACUCCGCCCCGGCGCGCAAAAGUGCAGCGACCUUCGACGGAAAGUUCCGUACUGGGCCGUAGACGUGAUUCAUAGAUCUCACCGUCCUGAGGAGUCUCCCGAGCGGCGUCUCAAUAUAGCCGCUGCCGCCGCCCGAUGUCCUCGCCUUCACGUUCCCUCCCGCCGCUAGCAGGAGGUCGAGCAUGUCUCGAUUGGGAAUCGCAUCAGUAGAGGCCGCAUGCAACGGAGAGCAUCGCCCCAUAUGGUCGUUGUGCGAAUCACUAGCGCAUCGGUUCACGUCGGCGCCACGCUCCAAAAGCAGACGAGCUAGCGCGACGCGUCGAUCGGGGGGCGCAGACAUUGAGCAGGCGAUGAGCAGGGUGCAUCCGUACUCGUCGUACUCGUUUAUACAUGCGCGGCCGCCAUCUGGCUUGCCAUCGAGCCACGCUCUCACGGCGUCCAAAUCUCCGUUCUCUGCCGCAGUCGCGAUUUCUGCUGGGAGGACCAUUUACGACAAGCACGCGUCUGCCCGCCUGCUGAACUGGUGCUGCUCCUCGCACCCAGGGAGUAUAGUGGCGUUGCAAGUCUUGGCGCCUCGCGCAAGAGAGGUGGACAGCAGGGUAAUUCUAAGACUCCACUCGUCACUAAUCUCAGGAUCAAGCCACAGCGCUACGUAGCGCUACGCAACUUGCAAGAGCAGCUUUGCUUGCUUGCUAGUGUCUUACAGGCCGCUAGCGCGCGGGAUUUCCUAAACGCGGGAGCCCUUUGCUUGCUUGCUAGUGUCUUACCAACCUAGCUCGAGUCAUCCAGAUUAUCCAAAGGGGGAAAGGAUUUCUGUGCACGAGGCGAAAGGAAGUCAAUCCUCCCCUCGUCCGACCGCAUCCAUCAUCGGCGGCGCCGCUCGACGCCGCGACGAUGAACUUCCCGUCGGAAAACCAAUCCGCGACCUCGCUCAGGCGUCCGCGGCCACGGAUGUAUGACCGAGCCGCCCUUUUGCCGCUCCGCGCGCCGCGUCGCCGGCGCCGACGUGUAAAAUCCAGUGGCUUUCACACAGCCCGUGUGCGAGGCGUCACGGCGUCGGGCCAGCGGUCGCCGGUCGGCGCGAUGAAGGUCAGAGUAAUGCGAACUCGUUACGCAUUCGUCCCAAACUACGGUCGUGGACGUGGCCCUAUCAAUUGGCCUGCAUGCCCAGCAAAGCGCAGCUUUGCCAAAGCCAUCAAAAAUACGACUCAUUACGCGCCGAACGACCCUUCCGAGGCUUCGAAACGACGUGUGUCUGCAAACCAAAACAAAAACGCCAAUGGUUUGCGCGCGCGGCGAUGCGGCGAUCGCGAGGCAGACCGCAGUUCCAGACGGAAACACUGGUCGAGUAGACGUCCUCCUUAUGUAAAGUCCGCCCGAUUAUCGUGCAGACAGAGCUACACGGGGUAGUGUGGAGACACACUAGGAUCAAGCUUCUUGUGGAACAAACUGUUGGCUGCCCGAGAACCACACGACGCUCAUGGCAGCCCAACAAACGAUGGGGAAAGAGAAUGUAGCCACAGCGGCGACAGCGGAAAAGCCCGAGCCGCCGGCCCUGGCCGCCCUGGAUUUAACUGGCGCCACGCCGCCUCCAUUGCCCAUGGCGCCGCCCGCCGCCACGCCGUCCAAGCCGCCGGCGCCUCUGUUAACCCCGCGAUCGGCCCCGCCGCCGCCGCCGCCGCCGGCGCCCAUCGCCUGCCCGCGCAUCGAGGCCAAGGACUUUGAGACGUUGGCCGCAGCGCUCGAGGCGGCCCACGUCAAGCCGGGCCGCGUCGACGUCGUCGUCGCGGAGGGCACGACGCUCACGGGGACCAUAAAAGUGCCGGCCGGCGUCCGAUUGGUCGGUUCCGCCGGGACCAGGCCUAUCAUCAUGAGUACUUUGACGCUCAAUGGUGACGGCGCGGGCGUCAUGAAUUGUGACUUGCGGGAGGGCGUCAAGGUACAAAUGGGCACGAAGGAUACUGAAGUAAGAGGCUGCGCCGUGACGAACCCCUGCGACGCCGGGAUAUUGUCGCGCGGCGCCGCGUUGACGAUCAGCGACUGCGAGCUCUACGAGUGCGAGGACGCCGUGCGCCACACCUACGGCGACCGCCUGACUUUAGUAAGAUGCCAAAUCAGGAACAUCGACGGCGACGGCAUCUGCUCGAUUCCCAAGAUUUCACUCCUCGAGGACGUUUCCUUUGAAAACAUUGGGCGCCACGAGGUCAUGUGCAAGGCCGGCGUCCUGCGCAAAGUGACGUCGCCCGUCGUCGAGCCGCCGCCGCCGCCGCCCGUGCCCAUCUCACAACUACCCUACGGGCCCGCGGGCUAG
Molecule: messenger RNA, 7933 nt
Organism: Pelagomonas calceolata
Lineage: Eukaryota; Pelagophyceae; Pelagomonadales; Pelagomonadaceae
Source: the annotation of a GenBank genome assembly